AUGGGGAAGGAAUGCGUAGUUUUAGGUUGUACUAAUAGAGACACCGAUAAACAAGAAAAUUUGAAGUUCAAUCGCAUUCCAAAAGAUGUUAUUAGUAGAUCGAAAUGGUUGAAAGCUGUUAACAGAAUAGAUCCAAAUACUGGAAACCUGGUGACGACGGGGCCUGGGUUUGCAGUGACCAUUUUAUUGUUGAUAUUACAGAUGGACAAGAUUAGAAGACUCAGUUUAUUGUGUAUGGUCAUCUGCUGUGACUUUCACAAGACAACUUAUGCAUACAGAUCUGAUGCAGAAUGCAAACGGAUUUCAGAGAAGGUGACCUUCGACCCGUUGGCAAAUAGAUGCAUUUGUGAUCGCAUCAGAUGUUACAGCAGGAGGACUCCACCAGGAGUGAUAGUGGAUGUGGAAGAUUGCUCCCUCCUUAGUAUACAUUGUGAUAAAGGAAUGGAGCCAAAUGGUAAAGAGACUAUUUGCACUGCAUGCAGACCAGGAAGUUUUAAAGCUGUUGAAGGAUGUCAAUGGUGUACAGAAUGGACAGUUUGCAACAAAACAGAACAUGUCUUAUUUACUGGUAAUUCAACAACGGACAGAAGUUGUGGCACCAUUGUUACGAACGGCCCUGAAAGUACAACGCAAACCCCAAACCAGUCUUCAUCCACAACAGGCAAAGUAACAUCUGAGAACAUACCUACUCCUACUUAUAUACCAAUAUCCCCAGGAAAUGUAUUGGUGAAUUCUAAGUCAGGGAAUUCAAUCUCAAGUGAUAUAUUCUACACGUUUUGUGGAUUGUGCGG
Messenger RNA from Ylistrum balloti, 791 nucleotides. RefSeq lists its product as uncharacterized. The transcript is spliced from 9 exons. The record is from RefSeq and is a predicted model, not a curated record. The annotation marks the transcript as partial. NCBI's taxonomy places the organism in Eukaryota, Metazoa, Mollusca, Bivalvia, Pectinida, Pectinidae.